Solenopsis invicta (red fire ant) is the source of this 7534-nucleotide messenger RNA. RefSeq lists its product as uncharacterized. The transcript has 14 exons. Gene Ontology annotation, biological process: membrane protein ectodomain proteolysis. Bases 241 to 5382 code for a protein of 1713 amino acids. Gene Ontology annotation, molecular function: metalloendopeptidase activity. Lineage: Eukaryota; Metazoa; Arthropoda; Insecta; Hymenoptera; Formicidae. The record is from RefSeq and is a predicted model, not a curated record.
GAGGUGUCGCAACGGUCUGCGCGUUCGGAGUAAUCGGAGUUCGGAGCCAGUCGGGCUGGGUGGUCGGUAACGCGAGUGUGGUGCGUGCGCGCGCAAGUGACAGACGCGAGACAGCCAACGUGCGAAGAGCGUGCGUCGCGUCGUGUCGUGAGGGAGCAUCCGUGUUGUUAUGAUGUUCGCGUGAGUCGCGGUCAACGCGUCCAGGCAGUCAGCCAGUCAGCGGUGUCGAGUCUCAGGAACAUGGCGCGCGACUCCCGGCGCGCCGAUCCGCAACGCGUCGUCGACAGCGGCGGUGGAGGAGGUGGUGGCGGCGGCGGCGGCGGCGGCAACGGUGCAACGACGAGGUGCAAACUGCUGUUGGUCCUUCUGACGCUGUUGCUGGCGAUCAUCGUUCCUGCUGCACACGCCGAGAGUCAAGGUAUCGUAGCAAGAGAAAUAUUAAUCAAUAUUGUAACGGAAAGUAAUGCGGGCAAUACGAGUCAAGAACGGUCGACGGUGCGCAGUCCGUCCGCAGACUUUAGCAGACACACUCUCGUGAGACCGCGAGUGUACCACAGCAGGACGAAAAGGCAGAUCUCUUCAACCAAAGAAAAUGACCUCGAGCAUACGGAUGUGCUGACGGUUGCUUUCAAUGUAGACGGCGUUGAGCGUGUUCUCGACCUUCGACUGAACACCGAUUUAAUUCCAGUCGGCUAUCAGCAGCUCCACCAGCAUCGCGGCACGUACAAAGUGCACACCCCGUCGAAAGUUGAACUCUGUCAUUACCAAGGUAGCGUUCGAGAUGUUCCUGGCUCGUGGGUGGCGUUAUCCACUUGCAGAGGAUUGCGCGGUGUCAUCUUCGAUGGUGAGAACCUCCACCACAUCCAUCCGGAAGAUGAGAGCUUGGAUUCCGCGCAUUACCUUUACAAGCACAGCGAUCUCAUUGCCAAUAAUACGUGCGGUUACGAAGGCACGCCGCCUCACGACGUUCUCCCUCGUGAUCAUCGCGAGAUUAAAAGGUUCUCCAGGCACAAAAGAGCGGCUGAAAUUAUCCGUGGACCCUAUAACGCGAACAGACAAUCGCGUUACGUGGAGUUAGUACUUGUAAUCGACAAGAAGGAAUACACCGCGCUCGACGAGAACCUGGACAAAGUGCAUCAGCACUGUAAGGACAUCGCCAACAUUAUCAACGCUCUGUAUAUGCCGCUAAACAUAUUCAUCGCCCUGGUCGGCGUGCAAGUGUGGUCCGAAUCGGACGAGAUAACACUCUCGCCAAAUGGCGACACUACACUGUCGAAUUUCCUGCGUUACCGCAGGGAGAAGCUGGUUCAGGAUAUUCCUAAUGAUAACGCCCAGUUGUUGACACGAAUCACCUUCGAAGGCGGGGUAGUCGGCAAGGCUCUCAAGGGACCGAUAUGCACCUACGAGUUCUCCGGCGGUGUCUCCAUGGAUCACUCGAACGUUGUCGGCCUGGUCGCGGCCACUGUCGCCCACGAAAUGGGCCAUAAUUUUGGCAUGGAACACGACGGACCGGAUUGCGGUUGUCCCGAAGAGAAGUGCAUAAUGGCGUCGUCCAGCGGGUCAUCUGGACCAACGCAUUGGUCCACAUGUUCCUUGGAACAUCUAGCUCUAGCCUUCGAGCACGGUAUGGAUUAUUGCUUGAGGAACAAACCGCAGAAGCUUUUCGAUAGUCCUAUAUGCGGUAAUGGAUUCGUCGAGCCGGGCGAACAGUGCGAUUGCGGCCUGAAGGAGAAUUGCGACAAUCCAUGCUGCAACGUGACCACCUGUAUGCUGCACAGCAACGCGAGCUGCGCGACUGGCGAGUGCUGCGACCUGAAAACUUGCAGACCGAAGACCGCAGGCACGGAGUGCCGAAAUGCCGAGCACGAGUGCGACCUGCCGGAAUAUUGCACUGGUCAGAGCGAAUAUUGUCCGGCGGACGUGUUUAAAAUGGAUGGUGAGACCUGCAGUGUGGGCAAAGCCUUUUGCUAUCAGGGCUCAUGCAGGACUCACGACGAUCAAUGUAAAUUAUUGUGGGGUCCCACCGGUUGGUCCUCCGACACGCAGUGUUAUGAGAUGAAUAACAGGGGCACGAAAAAUGGUAACUGUGGUUACAAUCGUAUCGACUCAAGUUUCAUCAGAUGUAACGAUGAAAAUCUUCUCUGUGGCAUGCUACACUGCAAACAUUUGAACGAACGACUAGAAUUUGGUAUGGAAUCGGUGGCGACGUUAAGCCACUCGUUCAUCAAUAAUGGUGGGAAAAUAAUUCCAUGUCGUUCGGCCAUAGUCGAUCUCGGAUUGAGUCAAGUUGACCCUGGUCUCGCACCGGAUGGCGCCAAGUGUGCACCUGGGAAGAUGUGCGUUAAUCAGAAGUGUAUGUCAGUGGCGGAUCUGAGAGCUUCCGUGUCCGGUGGGAAAGCUUGUCCAAAUAACUGCAACGGUAACGGGGUGUGUAACAGCCUUGGCCACUGCCAUUGUAAUCGUGGUUUUCGACCACCCGACUGCCUUCAGCCUGGUGUUGGUGGUUCCGAAGAUAGCGGACCAGCCGAUGAUCCUAACGCGAGAAACGAUUUCAUAACUGCGCUUUACGUUAUCUUCCUGGGAGUGGUGCCCGCUGUAGCUUUGCUCCUAUUCGGUGUCUGGUACGUCAGGAAUUCCGGACAGCACUGGAAGAAGGAUGUGUCUACGACCGAUCGCGGCCACAAUGGAUUGCUAAUCAAAACGAUCGAUCGUUCCAACCCUAUGUCCCGUAACAUCGAAACGAUCGAUUCUAGUCUGAGUCAGGAUCCCGCGUGCGUGAGUUUGUUGCCUAAGGCAGAGACCGACGAACGCUACAACAACAACAUGUUUGGCCAAUUUAAAGGCUUCACGAUCACGCCGAUCCACUCGAACAAUCAGUCCAAACUGGUCGAGCCGACGAAACCGGCUCCACCUCCGCCGGGAUGGAUGCCAACUGUCGCGAUCAAGACAAACAUAGUUAAGCCGAACAUACAAAAGUGCAAUGUGCCACAAAGGAGCAAUCUGUUGAGCAAUUCUAAUGAUUCGAACUCGACCGCACCGACGUUGCCACCACUGAAUCCCGGUUCUACGUCACGACCAUUGAUCAGUAGUCCCGUACUGGCAGCUACAACUUGCACAUCCGUCGAAUUAGUGGGCAAGGUACCUACCAGACCUGCCCCGAAUGUACCUAUGCGUCCAGCCCCGCCACCGCCAACCACUUUUGAGCCUCCUGUGAAGCCGCAGAGACCUAACAGCACGCCUCUGACAAACGUGAUUCUGCCGGAACCCGAGAAGAAAUCAGAAAAAGGCAGCACUCUCAACCGAAUCGCGUCGAUGUUGCGUCCUGGCUCCGGUAUCCUGAGAAGCAACUUCCAGAGCAACUCACAGAAGGAUGACAAGAACACAAAUUCUUUGCCGAGGAGCCAGCAUCACAAGGUCAAUAAGGUCAUCGACAAGGAGAUAUUGAGGAAUCUCGAGAUCUCCAAUCCGAUACCACAGACGGAGAUCGAGAUCGCGACGCCGGUCAUUCCAGUGAUACCAGUGACCGACGUCGAGAAGAGAAAUGUGGUCAUGCGUGCUCAAUCAAUGAGAGACAGUAAAAUAACGCCGAGACCAUUCAUCCAUACGUUCGGUUCGAUGCGUCAGACGACGCCCGUCAAGAGGCCCACCAGUAUUCCCGCUAGCACGAGGCCUACGUCGCCGCCUCCAGGCCCGCCGAAUAUUGCGCAGACAGAAAAAGCAGCCGAGAGCGCGAUAAAGAUUCCAGGACUGCCGGGUUAUCAGAACCCACCGGUGAAAACUGUUCAGAAGCCGCUAGAGAACAUCUAUGAUGACUGCAUGAAUUUGAUCGCGGAAUCGUCUCUGACGAAGAUUACGGAGGAAUCGCCUACGAAUGAUAAUAUCUACGCGGUGAUAGAGGAAACUGUGCCAGAAAAGAAUAGGAAAAACGCGGAAUUGGAGCCAGCCGAUAAUGAGUAUAAACUGCCAAAACGCAUCGAAACGACUCCCGCCAGUUCGAACGGCUUGGAGUCGAUGGGCUUGUUGUCAGAGAUUGUAUCAGAGAUAUCGAAUCGUAAUUUUGAUUCCAUAUAUUCCACUUCGACACUAAGCAGGAAGAAGAAGGAGAAUAAUGGGGAAACUGCAAUGAAAGAUUCAGAAAAUACGGGCUCCAACAAUUCCUUGGGUAGCUACAUGAAUUCGAGCCAUUACAAAGUACCAGGUAGCAUUUAUUCAAACUCGACGUCCGGCAAAUUUAAUUCUUCAAGCUCCACCACCAGCUCCGGUUACCUUCAUCCAUCCGUGAUAAAUGUUCCGCAAGUAGAAAGAAAAGAGCCGAGUAAAAAUAUUUCGGACGCGAACGACAAUUUGAAAUCGAUCAGUAAAAAUAAUCCGAAUACCCUCGUAUCUAAUAAUCCUAAUGUAAACGACGAGCUGUCCAAGGAACUUGGCAUGAAGCCACCUGAGAAUUCUAUAGGGUUCAAAUCGUUCACUUCAACAAAGACUCGACCGUCUAAUUUGAUACAUAUCAAGAAGGACGACCAAACUGAGAACAAGGUUCCAGCUAAGCCACCGUUAAAUAGGACUAAGACACCUCCGAACAUUGCGAAGAGCCCGACUUCCAAAGAUGCGCCCGAGUCGAGUGUAAAACUCGCAAGACAAAGUUCAGAUAAUACGUUAAAAUCCUUGAAAUCCUCGAAAGCUUCCGACGCGAGUUUGACAACGGUCAGACAGAAUUCAGACGUGAGUCCAACCGCGAGACAAACGCAACUGAACGUAAACAGGUCGAAUAGCGACGUAGAUAAAGAAGAAUCACACACAACCGUGUCUCUCAAAAAUGUGCCUUGUAGUCCUAAGGAUAAUCCAGGAAAGUUCAAUAGCCCGGAUUUGGUCUCAAGCUGUUCGAAUUCGAAUCAGGGUGGAACGAAGUCGCCGGAUGUUGUGGGCAGCAAUCCCAAGUUCAGUCUCCCGCUGAAGACCAUUCAGAAGACACCGACACUGCCGAGGGGUGGCCAGAAGACGCCCACAACACCGUUGAAACCGUUCAGCGUUACAGGCAAAGCGGUCGGUCUCUCGGAAAGAAAAAAAUCUCCGACUGGCAACGCGAGUGUGUCUAAAUCGUUAUCGCCGUCUGCCAAGGAAGCGAACAACGGUGUUACCAAGCCAUCGAAUUUGACAUCGAAAGGGUCUGUUAAAACGGAAAUUAAGAGUGGAGACGGAGGUACGGCAACGAAGGCGAAUCCACUGCAAAAAAUGGCGAGCGGUAAAUCCAACGUAGCGUCGCUUCAGCAAAAAUUCGAGGCUAACAAGAACAGUUCUGGUGUCGUGAGGACUAUGCCGAGUGCGAAUGGUAAAAAAUCGGUGGUACGAACGACGGAAGUCGGCGGCGGCGGAGUGAGGAAAUGAGCGAUCAUCCGGAAGAGCGUGGCAGUCCGGUGCUAGGACGUGUUGGAUGGAAUCGAAAAAACAUUAGAAAAUCGUUGGCAAGGAAAAUCUAUACUUGAAACAUUCUAGUCCGUCACAUUGAAUCGUUCUCGGUGGAGAAUGCGUGGUAUAUUAUAAACGGGUAUACGCGUAUUCAUGGUAGAUGAGUACAUCGUAAGCGUACACGAGUAUAAAGGUAGACAACGCGUGAGAAGGCGAGAUAUAUCUCUGUAAUCUUUUAUUUAAGAAAUCUUAAACGGAAGUUUAAAAAAAAAUAGUACAAGGAUCGAGUCUUUUCCUCUAAGAUCCACAAAACGCUAAUUUUACAAGCAACUAUAUUUCUUGUCGGGAUAUUCAGAUAGGUGUGCGGCGGCGUUGCAUAAGAGAUACAAUAUUGAAAAUUGUAAAUAGUGCCCACACUUAAAAAUAUUUUUUGUAGAGACUAUCCAUUGCCCAUGUUCAGGCGUACCUUAUGUAAGUUAGUAAUUAUUGUAAUAUUUAUCUUAAGCGUUUUAUAAGCGACAUUGCGAGGUGUGUGAGCGACAGUUAUUUUCGGAAUCAUCGCUUGAAAACUGUAAGGGGCGUGUACGGAAUUAAUUGACUUCUGUGAUAUAUGUAUAAAGAAAUAUUGCACAGAAAUACUAUUAUGCCACAUUGUUACGGCUAGCAGAUUUUAGACGUGACCAAAUUAUUUUAUAUCAUACCACAUAAAUCGUACUGAUAAAAGCGCGCCGUUAAGUUUUUUAAAAAGCCAUCGGAAAUCGCAGUCAUAUCCGACGUAGCCCGUUAAUUAGGGGAGGAGGGUCCCAUUUCUUUCCAAAGAUUAAAUAUUUAUGAGAGAUCAAGAUACAAGAUUGUACCUUCGUGAUGCCGUGGGAGUCAAAAUGGAAAAAUGCCAUUAGUUAGGAGAGUCUAGAUGUUAGCGUAUGCUAGUAACAUAACACCGCUAAUUAAGGACAUAUCCCCUCGCCAGCAAGGCGGGCAAGAAAUCGCCAAAAUAUUUCGCCUCGGUCGCGCAGCAUCACGCAGCCUUUAUUUUCUCAUUAGCCUUUUGCAGAAAUCAGUAACAGAGGCUUGCUUCGUCUAGGACCGCUCUAGAUGCAAAGACUAAAACUAUUUAUUUGAAUGAUACCCGUGUAAAUAUAUUCGUAAGAUAUAGGCGUAUAGGGCUAAACUUAAGUUUUUUGUACGAUGUACCUUCGCGCCGAGUUAAAUAAGUUACAUUAGUAAGUUACCCCUUACACGCGCAUUAUACGUACGAUCAUGAGGAAGAGAAGCAGCUUCUUGAACGUCGAGUCUAUCGUUAAGCGUGAAAUUGAGGAAAGGUUUUAUUGAACUGACAAGGGUUGUAAGUCGAACUGCGUUCGUGCAUUUACUCUAUCCUUUCUCUUUUUCCCUUUCGCGCAGCGAAUUCCUCUGUACGAAUCCAGUCGACACUUUGAUUUGUAGCGUUAUCCAGUUUGUAAUAGUUCCUACGUGCGGAGCGUCCAGAAAUUAUCCCACCACAAGUUUUAAUGAAAAAAAGUUCAAUAAAGCUUUUUAAAUUACAUUUACUAUGCGUAUUUUGCAUUGCUUUUUCCGCUUGUUUCUUUACGCGCGAAACGUCGUGUGCGUUGCUUCGAUACGAGGACAAUCAGACGUUCUUUUAGCAUAGAGCGUACGAGAAGGAGACUUGUUUCAGCAAUUCCUGCUCGUUAUUAAUGAAUAAGUUAUUAGAUUAUUCGUAAGAGUAUUCUUUCAAAAGUAAAAGAGAAAAAUAAAAUAUUAAAUGUCACUGAAAUGUGUUGAAGAGAAACAAGUAUUGAAUACUAAUUGCACAAGUGGUUGCAUCCAUAGUGGUUGCAUCCAUUGCGACUAUGUAAUGCUUAUCUAUCAAUUGGCUCAAGUAUAACGCGCAACGCAGUCUACGAAGUCGCUAUACAGCACUUCGUCUUACACCGUCUGACAAAAAUGACAAACUUCAUUGACAAGCUCAUACUGUAUAUUUCGAUACCAAAGAUAAGUUAGCAUUUUAUCCACAACACUGCUGAGAUAAGCACUACAAUAAUGAAUUAAGAACUAGCCGUCGGUUUACGAUAAUUGUGUACAUUAAAAUUAAUAACGAUGUUACAAUAAAGUCUUUAUUCCAACUAAA